Messenger RNA from Phanerochaete carnosa HHB-10118-sp, 777 nucleotides. RefSeq lists its product as uncharacterized. Gene Ontology annotation, biological process: mRNA export from nucleus. The record is from RefSeq and is a predicted model, not a curated record. The annotation marks the transcript as partial. The transcript is spliced from 3 exons. NCBI's taxonomy places the organism in Eukaryota, Fungi, Basidiomycota, Agaricomycetes, Polyporales, Phanerochaetaceae. Gene Ontology annotation, cellular component: cytoplasm; nucleus; transcription export complex 2.
AUGAUUUGGAAGAUUCCGGGAACCAAACGCGUCGAUCACAAACGGGCUGUCAAAAUAUACGAGCGUGCAGCAGGAGACAAGACGUUGCCCUCUGACCUUCGCCCACCGCCAGUACUCCAGAAAACCUUGGACUAUCUCUUCCAUGAUCUUAUUCCCCGUGGAGGCUUCAGGGAAACUUACACGUUCAUCCGCGAUCGUUCGCGAGCUAUUCGCAGCGACUUCACAAUGCAGCACGAGACCGGCGCAUUGGCAAUCGAAUGCCAUGACCGCUGUGCUCGUUUUCACAUCCUUGCGCUGCACCUUGAACGAGAUAAACCCAACUUCUCGCUUGCUCUGGAAGAGCAGCAGCUCAUGAAUACACUUCAAAGUCUGAAGGAGUUCUACGAGGAUCAGCGCGGGCGAUACCAGUCGUCUACCGAGCUGGAGAUGCGUGUAUACCACCGUCUCAUUCACAUCCGCGACCAGAAGGAACGACAUGAGGACAUUCCCCCCGAGAUCUUGGACAACCCCACUUUUCAAUUGGUUACAAAGUUCAGGUUCAUUGUCCAAGCAAAGAGCGCUCCCAUUAGCAAAAUCUCCAAGCUCGUAGUAGACCAGGAGGCUCUAGAGAUCUUUGGACAGCUCGCCGCUGUCCUUCGCGAGCAGAACAACAUCGUCAUGAUUUACUUGGUUGCUUGCAUCAUGGAACGACUGUUUGGUACAGACACUAUCGAGGACAUCGAAUCCAUUCGAGGAGAUCUCACUAUACCUGAGAUCAUCGACGGUCUAUCUCGACCG